GAUGAUCAAACCUACUGCGGGGUCUGAACCUCAAAGGAGUUAAACAUCUGCAGUGUGUCGCUGCCUUCCUUUCAUUGCUUCAAAGUUUUAUAAUUAACGGCUAAUGUGUCGCUGCCUCUGCACGGAAGGAUUUUGAUUUUAAUAUUACACUGGAUUUUAAAGUCCAAUAUAGUUAAUACUAUCGCUACAAGAUUCGUUUUUAGAGUUUAAAUAUAGCAAGUUUGAAAAAUCCUAAAAUGUUUUUAAGGCAACUGGCAGCUUGUACUUUAUUAUUUUCUGUUGGUUUAUUUUUGUCAUAUCUUCCUGGCAGUAGCUGUCAGAGGUCAUCGAUGCCCAGGUGGUUGAUUGGAGACAGGGAUCGAGAUAGGGAUGGACAGUGCAAUGUUCAUUGCCCACGGACUCCGGCCAAGCCAUUGUGUGGCUCUGAUGGACGCAGCUAUGAUACUGCCUGUGACUUCCACAGGGUACGCUGCAGAGAUCCUUCUCUCACUGUUGCAUAUCGUGGCAGAUGCAAAGACUCUGGGGUGACAAAAUGUCGGGCUGAGAGAUCCCAGGCACUGGAACAAGCCAAGAGACCACAGGAGUCUGUCUUUAUCCCUGAGUGCAAUGAGGAUGGCUCUUUUGCACAGGUGCAAUGUCACACACUGACUGGAUACUGCUGGUGCGUCACCGCUGAUGGAAAGCCUGUGAGCGGCUCUUCUGUGCAGAACAAGACUCCGGUUUGCACAGGUUCAGUAACUGACAAACCAUCUGGGCAGCCGAGUGCAGGGAAAAAAGUUUCUUUUCGUUUCUUUUUGACUCUCAAUCCAGAUGAUGGAUCAAAGCCAACACCUACCUUGGAGACACCACUUAUUUUUGAUGGAGAAGAAAUCACAGCUCCAACCCUGUGGAUCAAACAGUUGGUCAUUAAAGAGAAUAAACAGAACAGUUCAAGUUCAAGGAGUCCAGAAAAAAUUCCCUCUUGUGACCAGGAGAGGCAGAGUGCUCUGGAUGAAGCACAUCAAAACCCCCGAGAAGCCAUCUUCAUACCUGAAUGUGCUGCUGGUGGCCUGUACCAGUCAGUUCAGUGCCACCAGUCUACAGGAUACUGUUGGUGUGUUUUGGUAGACACUGGCCGGCCAAUUCCUGGCACUUCCACUCGGUACCAAACCCCUGAGUGUGAUAAUGCAGCCAGAUCUAGGAAUUCAGAGAUAGAAGAUCCCUUCCGGGAAAGAGAGCUUCCAGGUUGUCAGGAUGGAAAGAAACAUGAGUUUAUCACAAGCCUACUAGACGCCCUUACUACUGAUAUGGUACAAGCUAUAAACUCACCUGCUCCUUCGGGUGCUGCGAGGUUCUAUGAGCCAGAUCCCAGCCACACACUUGAAGAGAGAGUGGUGUUUUGGUAUUUUCGGCAGCUCGACAUCAAUGGCAGUCAAGACAUCAACAAAAAGGAGCUGAAGCCUUUCAAACGUUAUGUCAAGAAGAAAGCUAAGCCAAAGAAAUGUGCUCGCAAGUUCAUAGACUACUGCGAUUUGAACAAGGACAAAGCAAUCUCUCUGAUGGAACUGAAAGGAUGCCUGGGUGUGAGCAGGGAUGGAGGCAGCACAAAUGGAGGUGGUCAGCAAGGAAAGAGACAAGGAGACGUCUGGUGUGAAGAACUGGCCUCUGAGCAGCAACAAGGAGAAUGGAGUGAUGGAAGGAAGGAGCAGAGGAAACGUAGGAGAUCACAGGUUUCAAACUGUAGACACUCCAAACAAAAAAAAAAAAAAAAAGAAGAAAAAUCAAGGCCUUAAAAAGGAGAGGCGUCAAACCUUUUGCACUUUAAAAGAAGGAAGAACUAAUUGAUUGCUUAGCUCCAUUUGCAUUGAUGCUGCACUGCCUGCUGUUAUGAGGAAGGGCCAUGAAGCAUGUUGCUUUUUUUUUUUCUCUUUCAAAUAUGUUUUUAUAACUCUUUGUAAAGAAAUAGAUUUCUAUUAGUCUUCUAGACCUUUGUAUGAUGGGUGGGAGGUUCACAAGGGAGCCUGCCACCAGUCUUACUCGUUUCUAACACCCCAGGAGGAAUCUGCAGAAGUUUCAGAGCUGUUACCCCAGAGGUGGCUUACCAUGAAUGAAAUGUUUUGGGGCUCGGACAUCGACCCUUUUCCCAUGCUUCCUCCUGUGCCAAAUGAAAACCCCAUUCAGGAAGAAGGACUUGAGGAAGAAUGUUAAAGACUACAUCUUCAUCACCUUCUCUAAAACUUCUCAAGAGGCCAGCUCUGUCCCUUUGCUCCAAGUCCACGUUCUUGAGUGGUAAAUCCUCUGGCCUUUGGGAGCCAUAGGGCGUACCGGAAAUGUGAAGGUCAAGUGUAAACCGAAAUAGAUUUGUUUGAAGAGGAGUUGCAGUUUGUCAGUUUCACCAUUAGACUUUUUUGUAAUGUAAAGGUUGUGCUUUUUUAUUAUAAAUAAAAUUGCUGUACCUAUAGA
Erpetoichthys calabaricus (reedfish) is the source of this 2442-nucleotide messenger RNA. It is a transcript of the gene smoc1, whose product is annotated as SPARC related modular calcium binding 1. Gene Ontology annotation, cellular component: basement membrane. Gene Ontology annotation, molecular function: extracellular matrix binding; protein binding; calcium ion binding. NCBI's taxonomy places the organism in Eukaryota, Metazoa, Chordata, Cladistia, Polypteriformes, Polypteridae. The record is from RefSeq and is a predicted model, not a curated record. Gene Ontology annotation, biological process: extracellular matrix organization. The coding region runs from base 237 to 1772 and encodes 511 amino acids. The transcript is spliced from 13 exons.